This is a messenger RNA of Suillus subalutaceus, 1665 nucleotides long. RefSeq lists its product as uncharacterized. Lineage: Eukaryota; Fungi; Basidiomycota; Agaricomycetes; Boletales; Suillaceae. Gene Ontology annotation, biological process: SCF-dependent proteasomal ubiquitin-dependent protein catabolic process. The transcript is spliced from 2 exons. Gene Ontology annotation, molecular function: protein binding. The record is from RefSeq and is a predicted model, not a curated record. The coding region runs from base 1 to 1665 and encodes 554 amino acids. Gene Ontology annotation, cellular component: SCF ubiquitin ligase complex.
AUGUCUGUCAUUCAGCCUCACAGGGUACUGUUUAUUCCGGAGUUGUUGGGCAUCAUCUUCAGCUUUGUGGACGAAGAUGACCAUGUGAACAAUGCGUGCGUUUGCAAGGAAUGGUCAGAGAUUACACUGGACAUCAUUUGGAGGGAGGUAGAUGAUCUUUCCCGGCUUCUUGCUCUCUUGAGGCCAUACAAGAUGAAGGGACGUUCUUCGAUGGACUGCCAGACUCAAGGGACUGGGCAAGAUUCCAGAAAUAUGCCAAUCCGCGUGCGCAUUCUGCGAUUCCAGCAGGAUGGUGACGUGUACUAUACAGGUCUGCUCGAUGAUAUGGCCAGGACGAGGACAACGCUCGAUAUGCUCCCGAACCUGCAUACUCUGGAAUGGAUAUAUGAAGAUGUCGACUGCAUGGAACGAGCCACACUAUUCAUGCAUCAGCGCCUGAGGCACCUCAUUAUAUCUGCGCCUCCUCUCCGCUACAAAGAUAAAGUUUCAUUUUUUCUCGACGUCUGCAUCCGCGCGCCGCACCUCCACUCACUUGAUCUCCGUGUCCCCUAUCGCGUGCAAUACAUCGAGACAGCCAUCCUAGAACUUCUUCGAGGUCUUCCGGAUCUCAAGAAGGUCAUUUUCCCCGAAUUUUUCCUCACGUCGAGCAUCGUGUCCGAGCUUUCGCGGAUGAAACACAUCAACAUCGUGCAAUUCGAGUAUGGGCACGAGCAAGGGUUCGGUGAAGAAAAGGAUGUGGACACUUUUUCGCCUGUCCUUGAGCAAGGAGCAUUUCCCGCGCUGUGGGACCUAGCCGUCACUGCUCGCAUUGAACAUGUCAUGCGAUUCAUGAAUGCGGACUUUGCGCCCAUCAAUCUCACAUCCCUAUACAUCAACACCUAUGUUGAACACAAACCCGAGGAACUACACACGUUGUUCGUUAUGCUCUCAGAGCGAUGCUGCUGUCUCUCCCAAUUGUACGUCUUACUAGCGCACCACAUCACUGGAGAAUUGGAGCUAGUCCCCGCAAACCAAAUCACGUUCAACACACUUACACCACUACUUUCAUUCCCGAAUCUUGUUACAUUCCAGGUCAUGCACAAAUACCCGGUAAACAUUACUCUGGAGGAGAUCGAGGAACUUGCAUGCCAGUGGCCGUCCCUCGAGAGUCUAGCUCUGAAUGAGGAACCACUUAUCAUGCACGAAUUUACACUUGACUUGCGAGCUCUCGUCCCCUUUGCCCGCCACUGCCCAAAGCUGCGCCGGCUAGGUCUUUUCAUUGACGCCAACCCUGUAAAGAUCCCUCUCACGCUAGAAUUGAAGCCCUUUACAGCCCUUUGUUUCUUGUCUGUAGGAACGUCGCGAGCACGCGACCCGGAAGCCGUCGCUGCGUUUUUGAGCCACCUGUGUCCACCCAAUUGCAAACUCGAAGUUGGUGUAACCUGGACGACGUUUGGCAUCCGUUCAUGUCGUUUACUCGAUGACGACGUGCGGAUGGAGAUAUCAAGACGUUUUCAUCCUUGGAAGAGCGUUAGGGAUAUCUUGCCUGUCCUUAUUCAGCUCCGGAGUGAGGAAAGGGAGAAAUCGAGGGCUCUGCAAGAGGAAGUUGAGGAUCUGAGGAUGAGGACUCGCUUGUUGAUGGACAAGGUCGACAUCAAGGCCAGUGAUUCGUGCAUCAUUGUAUAA